This is a messenger RNA of Striga asiatica, 429 nucleotides long. NCBI's taxonomy places the organism in Eukaryota, Viridiplantae, Streptophyta, Magnoliopsida, Lamiales, Orobanchaceae. The record is from the annotation of a GenBank genome assembly.
AUGGGUACAAAGCCAAAGGCCUCCAAAAUGGCUCCUCCUCUAAUAGCCACUCUCAUAGUAGCAAUUCUUGCGCUUUGCUUCCCCACAAUAGCCAAUGCAACCUACCAAUAUUCCUCUCCUCCGCCGCCACCUUACGUUUACAAGUCCCCACCACCCCCAAAAAAGUCUACACCGCCACCGCCAGUCCAUAAAUCUCCACCACCGCCAGUUUAUAAGUCCCCACCACCACCACCACCUAAAAAAUCUCCCCCACCACCGCCACCUAAGAAAUCUCCACCACCAUCGCCAAUCCACAAACACCCACCAUACGUUUACAAGUCACCACCACCGCCACCUAAGAAGUCUCCACCUCCUCCACCGCCAGCCAAGAAGUCCCCUCCACACCGCCCUUACUACUACAACUCUCCUCCUCCACCUCACCACUACUAA